This is a messenger RNA of Arabidopsis arenosa, 3512 nucleotides long. NCBI's taxonomy places the organism in Eukaryota, Viridiplantae, Streptophyta, Magnoliopsida, Brassicales, Brassicaceae. The record is from the annotation of a GenBank genome assembly.
CUCAAUUCUCACUUCCUCGAUAAUCGCUAGCUUGAGAAUUGACGAAAUGUCAUCUCUAAGCAGAGAGUUAGUUUUCUUAAUUCUCCAGUUCUUAGAUGAAGAAAAGUUCAAAGAAUCUGUUCACAAGCUUGAGCAAGAGUCGGGGUACUUUUUCAAUUUGAAGUACUUUGAAGAGAAGGCUUUGCUUGGGGAGUGGGACGAAGUGGAGAAGUAUCUUUCUGGUUUCACUAAGGUUGAUGAUAAUCGUUACUCGAUGAAAAUUUUCUUCGAGAUCAGGAAGCAAAAGUAUCUCGAAGCACUAGAUCGAAAUGAUAGGGCAAAAGCUGUUGAGAUAUUAGCAAAGGACUUGAAAGUUUUUGCAACAUUCAACGAGGAGCUUUACAAGGAAAUCACUCAGCUUCUAACUCUGGAGAAUUUUAGGGAAAAUGACCAGUUAUCGAAAUAUGGUGAUACCAAAUCAGCUAGGGGUAUUAUGCUUGGGGAGUUGAGAAAAUUGAUUGAGGCAAAUCCUCUGUUUAGAGAGAAGCUUGCUUUACCCACUUUCAAGGCUUCACGCCUGCGAACCUUGAUCAAUCAAAGCUUGAAUUGGCAACAUCAGCUAUGUAAAAACCCAAGGCCUAAUCCAGACAUCAAAACAUUGUUCACUGAUCACACUUGUUCACCACAAAAUGGAGCUCGUGCACCCACUCCUGUUCUUCCAGUUGGUGCUGUUGCAAAGCCUUCAACAUAUGCUCCUCUUGGGGUACAUGGUGGACCUUUUCAGCCUACUUCUGCUCCGGCUCCUAACGCAAAUGCUUUAGCUGGAUGGAUGGCAAACCCAAAUCCAUCUUCAUCAGUUCCUGGUGGUGUUGUGGCCUCUUCCCCAUUUCCUAUGCAGCCAAAUCAAGUUGCCAUGCUAAAACACCCUCGGCCACCCUCAAACUCCCUUGGAAUGAUGGAUUAUCAAAGUGCUGAUCAUGAGCAACUUAUGAAACGUUUACGGUCUGGACCAACUGGUGAUGAGGUCACAUAUCCUGCUCAUUCUCAGCCUACCGCCUCACUUGAUGACCUCCCUCGAAAUGUAGUGAGUACAAUGCGCCAAGGGUCAUUGGUGACAAGCAUGGAUUUUCAUCCUUCCCAUCAUACGUUGCUCACUGUUGGUUGUUCCAGCGGCGAAUUCACCUUGUGGGAAGUUGGAUCUAGAGAGAAGCUUUUCACAGAGCCUUUCAAGAUAUGGAAUAUGGCAGCUUGUUCUGUGAUCUUCCAGGGUUCUAUUGUCAAGGACCCAUCAGUAUCUGUCAGUCGUGUAUCAUGGAGUCCAGAUGGAAAUUUCAUUGGGGUUGCGUUUUCUAAACAUCUGAUCCAUAUAUAUUCUUACCAAGGGUCUGAAUUACAUAAAUUGAUAAAGGUCUGGGAUUUGAGUGGGAAGAAACUUUAUACCUUUGAAGGGCACGAGGCUCCAGUUUACUCCAUCUGCCCUCACCAGAAAGAAAAUAUCCAGUUUAUAUUCUCAACUGCUCUUGAUGGUAAGAUCAAGGCUUGGCUCUAUGAUAAUGUGGGUUCUAGAGUUGACUAUGAUGCACCAGGACAGUGGUGUACAACGAUGCUAUACAGUGCUGAUGGUAGCAGAUUAUUUUCUUGUGGAACAAGUAAAGAGGGAGAUUCUUUCCUGGUUGAGUGGAAUGAGAGUGAAGGUGCCAUAAAGAGGACAUAUUUGGGCUUUAGAAAGAAAUUUACAGGGGUGGUUCAGUUUGAUACAACACGCAACCGAUUCUUGGCUGUUGGUGAAGAUAACCAAGUAAAAUUCUGGGAUAUGGACAAUACUAAUAUCUUAACAACUGUGGAGGCUGAUGGAGGACUCCCGAUCCUUCCCCGAUUGAGAUUCAACAAGGAAGGAAACCUUCUUGCUGUUAGUACAGCUGAUAACGGUUUCAAAAUCCUUGCUAAUGGGGAUGGUCUGAGAACCUUAAGGGUCAUGGAAGCUCGUUCUUUCGAAGCAUCCAGAUCAUCGGCAGAUAUGAAGGUAUCCUCGUCUGCAAUGGUUACAAACAUUGGCCCAUCUAUUGGUAAAAUGGAACAAAUGGAUAUUGGCUCUCCUGCAAGGCCAACCCCUAUUCCUAACGGAGUUGAUGCAAUGUCAAGACCUAUGGAGAAUCCAAGACACGUGGAGUCUGUUGAAAAGUCCAAACCUUUGGAGCUCAUGGAAAUUGUUGAUCCUGCUCAGUGCCGACAAGUGACCAUGCCAGAUAGCAAGGAUUCGGUCAGCAAGGUUGCUCGGCUUCUUUAUACAAAUUCGGGUGUUGGUAUUUUGGCUCUUGGAACAAAUGGUGUCCAGAGACUAUGGAAGUGGAGCCGCAGCGAGCAAAAUCCAACAGGGAAGGCUACCGCUAGUGUCACUCCACAGCAUUGGCAGCCUAACAGUGGUCUCUUAAUGACAAAUGAUGUUCCGGAGAAUCCUGAGGGAACUGUGCCGUGCAUAGCCCUUUCUAAGAAUGACUCGUAUGUAAUGUCUGCUUGUGGUGGAAAGGUUUCACUUUUUAAUAUGAUGACAUUUAAGGUAAUGACUACUUUCAUGCCACCUCCUCCUGCUUCAACGUUCCUGGCAUUUCAUCCUCAAGAUAAUAACAUCAUUGCAAUUGGGAUGGAGGAUUCAACUAUUCAUAUUUACAACGUCAGGGUAGAUGAGGUGAAAACAAAAUUGAAAGGCCACCAAAAGCACAUCACUGGUUUAGCAUUCUCUGCCACUCUCAAUAUUCUGGUCUCCUCUGGUGCUGAUGCCCAGCUUUUCUUUUGGAGUGCUGACUCAUGGGAGAAGAAGAAAUCUUCAGCUAUCCAACUACCAGCUGGGAAGCCACCAGUAGGCGAUACUCGUGUCCAGUUCCACAACGACCAGGUCCAUUUACUGGUUUCUCAUGAGACACAGAUAGCCAUAUAUGACGGUUCAAAGAUGGAGUGCAUUCAGAAGUGGAUGCCACAAGAAUCACUCUCGUCAUCCAUAACCUGCGCAUCUUACUCCUGCAACAGUCAACUGGUUUACGCAUCAUUUGCAGAUGGAAACAUCGGAGUCUUCGAUGCUGAAUACUUGAGACUCAGAUGUCGCAUUGGCCCAUCAGCCUACAUGCCCCAACCUACACCAAACAGUGCUCCAAUCAUGCCAUUGGUAAUUACUGCUCAUCCUCAAGAACCGAACCAAAUAGCUGUUGGACUCUCUGAUGGAUCGGUUAAAGUUCUCGAAACCCCGGAACCUUUUAGAAGAUGGGGUGUAGUGGAGAAAGCAGGGACGGAAAACGGACGGCCUUCGAGUGCGUCGGUGGCUAAUAACUCUGGUUCAGAUCAGAUUCAAAGGUAAAAGGAAAAAGGAAGAAAAGAAAAAAUGACAAUUAAAAGUUAGUUGGGCUGCUUCUUUUGGUAGUGUAAAUCUGUAAUAGCUUUGGUCUUUUGUGUUGGACAAAGUAAAACUCUUUAGACUAAAAUCAGUACUCAGUAGCUGUAGUUUCCUUUUGGGUUAGUUUUAAUGAAUGCAUUUUCUCAAA